Molecule: messenger RNA, 9724 nt
Organism: Triplophysa rosa
Lineage: Eukaryota; Metazoa; Chordata; Actinopteri; Cypriniformes; Nemacheilidae
Gene: ncor1
Product: nuclear receptor corepressor 1
Exons: 48
Coding region: 441-7859 (2472 amino acids)
Biological process (GO): negative regulation of transcription by RNA polymerase II
Molecular function (GO): nuclear thyroid hormone receptor binding; transcription corepressor activity
Source: RefSeq, a predicted model, not a curated record
GAGCGUCACACCGUUUCAUCCUGUUAUCUUGAGAAAAACUCUUUCGCUUCGUCUCCUCAGGUGCAUCAGAGCUGCACAAAAUGUAAGCCACUUGGUAUUUAACGAACAGAAACCGAUACUUUUGUACCGUAUAGUAAUUUCUGGCGUAACGUUUUAUAUAGAAAGACCGUUAUAUCCACGGCUUAGUAAGGACAAAUAUCUAACGAUAGCCUGUGUUUGAAGUGUGUGUUUGUGACUGCAACACUCGCGCAGUAGCAUUGCCUACGAAUUACAGUAUCUCACACCCUGAUAGCACAAAAUCACCCGUCAACACGUAUUGGAUUAUCUCUGUGGAAAUGAGGUGGUUUGGCACCACGGUCAUGCCGACAUCAAGCCCGUGAUUGAGUAGCAGUGCUUCAGGCCCCGUCUGAGCCUCCAGCACCCCACCAGACACCCACAGUAUGUCUAGUUCAGGCUUCUCCCCCAGCCAGGGGUCCUUCAGCAGCGAGCAAAGCCGAUAUCCACCACACUCAGUGCAAUAUACCACACGCCACCAACAGGAGUUCACCGUUCCAGAUUACCGUACACCCCUACUGGACCUGCAGCGUCGCAGACCUUCACUGCUAUCAGAAUUCCAUCCCGGGACAGAAAGGCCCACGGAGCGCAGGCACGGCUAUGAGCAACAGUUUCAUGCCACCCCAUCUCAGCAGGAGCAGGAGACUCUGGAGGCCAAACGUACUCGCUUCGAGAACGUAACCGAAUCACACUUUCCACGAGCUCAGUCCACCAACAUUGUUCUACCCCCUCCACAUACCAUACCGGACAGCAUUAGGACUACCGGAGAGGUUAAGAAGGAAACUCAGUUCAGUGUGAAGGUGGAGGCCUCAUCCCCCGGUGGUGUUCCUCAGGUGGUUGAAGAUGCAGACCCAUCACCUUCCAAACUCUCCAAGGAGGAGUUGAUUCAGAGCAUGGACCGGGUGGACCGUGAAAUCGCAAAGGUCGAGCAGCAGAUUUUCAAACUCAAAAAGAAACAGCAACAAUUGGAGGAGGAAGCAGCCAAGCCAGUAGUGCCAGAAAAGCCAGUGACGCCUCCCCCUGUGGAACACAAACAUCGCAGCAUUGUCCAGAUCAUUUAUGAUGAGAACCGGAAAAAGGCAGAAGAAGCCCAUAAGGUACUGGAAGGGCUGGGGCCUAAAGUGGAACUGCCUCUGUACAACCAGCCAUCUGAUACUAAAGUCUACCAUGACAACAUUAAAACGAAUCAAGUGAUGAGGAAGAAGCUGAUUCUGUUUUUCAAGAGGAGGAACCACGCUCGCAAGCAGAGGGAGCAGAACAUUUGCCAACGUUAUGACGAGCUGAUGACGGAGUGGGAGAAAAAAGUCGAGCGAAUGGAGAACAACCCUCGCCGUAAAGCCAAAGACAGCCGCACACGUGAAUAUUACGAGAGGCAGUUUCCCGAGAUCCGCAAGCAGCGUGAGCAACAGGAACGUUUCCAGAGGGUGGGUCAGAGAGGUACAGGUCUGUCUGCCACCAUUGCAAGAAGCGAACAUGAGAUAUCGGAGAUCAUUGACGGCCUUUCGGAGCAGGAGAACAAUGAAAAGCAGAUGAGGCAGUUGUCUGUCAUUCCUCCCAUGAUGUACGAUUCGGAGCAGAGACGUGUGAAAUUUAUCAACAUGAACGGCCUGAUGGAUGAUCCCAUGAAGGUCUACAAAUCGCGCCAGUUCAUGAACGUCUGGACUGAACAUGAGAAAGCACUCUUUAAGGAGAAGUUUGUGCAGCAUCCAAAGAACUUCGGGCUCAUUGCUUCGUUUUUGGAGAGAAAGUGUGUGUCGGAUUGUGUGCUGUACUAUUAUUUGACAAAGAAGAGUCAAAACUAUAAAACACUUGUUCGACGCAACUUUGGGAAUCGGCGGCGAAGAAAUCAGCAGUUAACGCGACCCUCACAGGAAGACAAGGCAGACGACAAGAACGAGGAAGAAAAAGCAGAGAAAUUGGAGAAGAAAGAGGACGAGGAGAAGAAGGAAGAGGAAGAGAAAGAUGAAAAAGAGGACUCCAAGGACAUCAUCAAAGACAAAGAGAAGUGUGAGGGAGAGGAGGAGGAGGGUAAGGAGCAGAACACGCCGCGUGGACGCAAGACCGCCAACAGCCAGGGCCGCCGCAAGGGCCGCAUCACCACUCGCUCCAUGGCCAAUAAUGAGGCUGCAUCAGCGGUGGCCGAGGAACCACCUCCACCUCCACCUGAACCAGUUCUGCCAGAGCCGACACCUCCCGCUAAACCUGAGCCAGUGCAGAAACUUGUACGAGAGUCUGCGAAACCCACUCCUGUACCCAGCACAGACACACGAGGCGCAGUUGAAGCUGGAGAGACGUCUCGCUGGACGGAGGAGGAGAUGGAGAUCGCCAAAAAAGGUCUUGUUGAACAUGGUAGGAACUGGUCAGCCAUCGCUAAGAUGGUCGGCUCUAAGAGUGAAGCUCAGUGUAAGAACUUCUACUUUAAUUAUAAGAGACGACACAAUCUAGACAAUCUACUGCAGCAACACAAGGGAUCCAUCCGGCUUCGUGGAAAUCAAGACCCGUCACAGAACGACGCCAUGCCAGAGGAUGACGAGGAGAGCGAUGGGCCCGAUAACAGUUCGGACACAGAGAGUGCACCAUCUCCCUCUCAAACCGACCCCACCAGAUUUUCCGACUCGCUAACUCAUACCAGCUCUUCUGUGGACGGCACUUUAGAACAGGAGGCCUCUACCGCCAAAGGCCCCACAGUAGAUGCCAAGGACCAGGAAGCUCAGUACAGCGAGACGCGGGUCAAAGUGGAGAAGAGUCCGGAAGGAGGAGCAGGAGAUGGGCUGCUUCAGGAAGAGCGGGCGCGGAUGGCGUACGAAACUCAGAUCCACCCAAAGAGCGAACCGCAGGAUGUGGAGAUGAUGGCCCCAGGAGAAAGAGGACAGGUGCAGGUGAAGACCGAGCCAGAGGUUAAGGAUAAAGAGGAGAAACAGGGAGAGCAGCACCAUUCGGAUAAUGAUUCUAGCGCCACCUGCAGUGCAGAUGAGGACGUGGAGGCUGAACCUGACCGACAGAGACUUUUCACUCUUGAGAAGCCGUUUUUGCUUGGCACUUCGAGCUCAGUGGUUGUGUCCUCAGCCAAAAUGCUCAACAUGCAGCAGCUGCAGCAGCGGGCCGCCACCAUUCCUACCAUGGUCAGUCCCCACAGCCCCUACCCCCACUUAUCAUUCAGCUAUGCCUCUGUGGACAGAAACAGGGCCCAGCCACCCCGCCACGUUUCAGCUUCGUUUGGUCACAGUGGCGUUCCUGUCGGGGCUCCGUUGAGCGGUUUUGCCAUGUUCCAGCACCAAAUCAAAGCUGUGCAUGAGUCUGCGCAUCAGGAGGACAAACAGAGACUGGACCAGAACGAACCGGACCGCAGACCCCGAGUCACCACCCACAGCCCCGUUUUACUGGACAGAGAAGGUAAGCCGUUUGCUUACAUGCCGUAUGACCUGAAGUUGAUUGAACAAGAGUGUCACGGUGCAGCUGUCAGACCUGGCUCUCCGUAUAGACUCUCUCCUCGGGAGCCCAGCAAAGCUUCACCCCAGCCUGAUGCCAGUAACCCCACCCGCUACAGUGUGCCUCCAGUUCUUCAGCCAGCACCAAACCAGACGAUUCCAACCCCUUCAGAUGUGCGCAUGACGUUCUCGCGUCACAGGCCGGCCAACAUUCCGUCUCCUCCACCCCUCAUCCCCACCUCCAAGCCCACAGACAAGCCCUCCUUCAUUCAGGGGGGCUCCAUUUCACAGGGAACACCGGGGACAUACCUGCCUUCUCAGACGCACGCUGUGUACGUACCAGAGGUAGUGAAGACUGCAGGAGGGUCGAUUUCGCUCGGCUUACCAAGACAGCACGACCCUGCCAAACCUGUGUCAUAUAUUAAGCAGGAGGAAUGCUCUCCACGGGGACAGAGUGCUCAGGCGGAGGGACUCUUAUCCAGAGCUCAAUAUGAGGGUGUGGUAAGAGGUGGACCUUUACAGAUUCAGGACAUGAGAGGUCCCCCUGGAAAAGGCCUAGAGGGUUUGACUUUCCGAGGAGGAUCUAUUACACAGGGCACCCCUGCCUUGACUCAGCCCAAUGUAGCAGCAGACCUGUUGAAAGGCAGUAUAGCUAAACUGGCCACUGAGGACCUAAGUGGUCCUGAGAAGAGUCGAGCCGAAGCUCACUCCAAAGCUCACGUCAUCUAUGAAGGAAAAAGCGGGCACAUCCUCUCUUAUGAUGCCAUUAAGAAUCCAAGAGAAGCCACCAGAAGCCCAAGGAUGGGUCAUGACCUCAAACGCACGUAUGACAUUAUGGAGGGGUCCCGUGGACACCCGGUGCGGGACACUGCACCUUAUGAGGGCUUGAUCAGCAGAGCAUUGCCGAGAGAAAGUCCACAUGAGUCUAAGGACCGAGCUAUACUCGCUGGAUCCAUCAUGCAGGGAACACCAAGAGCUUCUGCUGAAGUCUUUGAUGAGACCUCCAAAUACGGCAAACAGAUCAAGAGGGAGAGCCCACCCAUCCGUUCUUUUGAGGGAGGCAUCAGCAAGGGUAAACCAUACGAGGGGGUGAACACCAUCAAUGAGAUGGGCCGUUCGAUUCAUGAGAUCACCCGAAAGGACCCUCAGGAUAGCCGCAAAACACCCGUAAUGGAAGGAUCCAUUACUCAGGCUAUUCCUCUGAAGUACGACAGCAGUACUGUGAACCUAUCGGCCAUUAAGCACAACGUUAAAUCCCUGAUCACAAGCCCACUGAAGAUCUCCCACUCCGCUAUUGAGGCUGAGAGAGCCCAGUACGAGGACAUGAUGGCGUCAGAGCGCGUCCGCCACACAUCCGUAGUAAACUCCACUUCUGUCCUGCGCUCCACACAUAUAGAGGCAGGAAAAUCUCAACACAGCCCAGGCAUGUAUGAGGACAGCAAUGCACGGAGAACCCCCACCUACUCCAACACCUCUUUAUCCAGAGGAUCUCCUCUACUGCGUCCACAGGAAGGAAGUAUAACAUCAGGUAAACCAGUUUCUCACGAGAGGAAGAGCACAUUGACUCCAACCCAGAGGGACAGUGUUCCUGCCAAGUCACCUGUGUCAGGUGGUGACCCUCUCGGUUCUCACAGCACGUUUGACCCGCAUCACAGACCUGUGGUACCUGGUGAGAUGUACCGAACUCACCUGGCUCCUCAUCUGGACCCUAGCCUCGCCUUUCACAGAGUCCUGGACCCAGCGUACAUGUUCCCACGGCAACCGUCGCCAACCGGUUAUCCCAACACUUACCAGCUCUACACUAUGGAGAACACUCGGCAGACCAUUCUGAACGAUUACAUCACCUCGCAGCAGAUGCAGGUCAUACCGCGGCCUGAUGUCACGAGGGGACUGUCACCACGCGAACCAACCAUCGCCAUCCCUUACCCACCACCUAGAGGAAUAAUUGAUCUAUCCCCGAUGCCUACCAUCCUGUUACCUCACCCUGGGGGCACAGGUUCCCCCUCCCUGGACCGCAUCACCUACAUCCCUGGACCUCAGACCCCUUUCCCUCCUAGGGCAUACAACCCUGCCUCCAUAUCUCCAGGACAUCCUGCCCAUCAUAGUGCCACAGCAGCCAUUGUGGAGAGAGAAAGUCAGCGAGAGAAGGAGCGAGAAAGAGAACGGGAGAGAGAAAGAGAACGUACAGCAAUGGAAUAUAUCCGUGCAGGUAGGACUCAUGAAAACAAACGUCAAUCCGUAUAUAUUUUCUUGCAGUCGUGUAUAGUGCUUUUAUUAGUUCAUCUUUUUGGAAUAGUUGCUGUUGUUCAGAGUGCUCAGGAUCUUUAUGCCAUUUACGUUUCAGGUUCUGAGCAGCCUGUGCGACCAGUCAGCCGUGGUUUCCUGCGUUCCCCGUCACCCUCUGUGAGGUCACAGGAGGGCGUCCUCCAGCAGCGACCGAGCAUCUUCCAGGGCAUUAACAAGAGCGUGAUCACCCCACUCAUGCAAAUGCCAUCACAAGCAGCUGCAGCUCAGGCCAAUUCCCGAUACAACAAUGCAGCUGACGCGCUCGCUGCACUGGUGGACGCAGCUGCCUCUGCCCCGCAGAUGGAUGUUGCUAAGGUCAAGGAUGGAAAGCACAACAGCGGCAGCUCACGUGAUGACGACGUGAUGUCAUCAAGGCGGGCAGCACAAGAGUCACAGGAGGCGGAACAUCGUUCCAUGCAGUCACCCUAUGGGGACGUGUCGCUUCCUGGUGCGAAACUUUCCCAUCCUGCGUAUGCUGAGGGGGGAGGAGCUGCAGGGAGCAAAGAAAAAGCCCCACCCACUAAAUCACAAAUAGAGGAGGAGCUACGUACACACGGGAAGACCACCAUAACUGCUGCAAACUUCAUUGAUGUCAUCAUCAAGCGCCAGAUCGCCCCAGAUAAGGACACUCGUGAGAGAGGCUCACAGAGCUCAGACUCCUCAAGCAGCAUGUCAUCAAGCCGUUAUGAGCCACAAGGUGGGAUUGAGGCCAUCAGCCCAGCCAGCUCUCCAGCCCAGAGAGAAGAGAAGAAUGAGGGAGCGUUCCCAUCAGAAAAGAGCUCCCAGCCAGCUUCAGGUGGACCGAGGUUUGACAUUAAUCGGUACAGACCAUCGGUAGAGUCAGGUCUAUCUGCACACCAGCAACUCUCCUCCUCACAAGCAGACAGCUAUGGGCCCGUUCCAAAAACGCACCGCAUCAUGACCCUUGCCGAUCACAUAUCGCACAUCAUAACACAGGACUUUGCUAAGAGUCAGGACCCUCCCACAUCAUCCUCCGUCUCCACAUUCCAGAGCUCUGCCACAGGCCGAGUUAAACCUCAUAACCGCUAUAGCCCAGAAAACCCACCACCUGCUAUACACAACCAGAGACCACCAAGCAGAGUAUCUCCUGAGAACACAUCCGACAAAUCACGAGCCAGGUAUAUGCCAGGAAGAUCUCCUGAUCGAGGUCGAGAACUGGAGAACUAUGAGCCAAUCUCUCCCCCUCAGGGUUACUCAGGGUUGGAUAAACAAGAGACCAGUGUCCUACAGAGUCAAAGACGAGAGCAGGAGCACCUCGAGCAGAGGACUAACUCUCACUCACCAGGCAGCAGCGGAUACCUGCCGUCGUUCUUCACCAAACUGGAGAGCACGUCUCCUAUGGUUAUGUCCAAAAAGCAGGAGAUCUUCCGCAAGGCUGAAGUCGGUAACGCUCAGCCGGGCACAGAGAUCUUUAAUUUACCAGCAGUAACAACAUCAAACAGCAUAAACCCCAGAAACCACUCGUUCAGUGAUCCAGCCAGUAAUCUGGGUUUGGAGGACAUCAUCAGGAAGGCUCUGAUGGGAAACAUGGAAGAGAGGUCGGAGGAACAGCAGCAGCAGGGUGCACAGACGGGAAACACCUCAGGCAGCAUUUCAGAAGGCCGACAGGAGGCCAAUCCUUCCCCUAAUGCUGAAAUCGAGACUCAUCAGACCAGGCAACAUUUUUCCAGUCUUCAACUGUCCAAUUUUGGCAAACAGAAGCUCCAGAGCAAAGCAAGCAGUAGGAAAUCUAAGUCCCCUAACCCAAGCCAGCCGUACUUUGUUGGAGAGCGGCCGUCUUCGGUGUCAUCCGUUCAUUCAGAGGGAGAUUAUCACAGACAGGCUCCCACCUGGGCUUGGGAAGACCGCCCGUCCUCCACUGGUUCCAUGCAGUUUCCAUACAACCCCCUGACAAUGCGCAUGCUCAGUAGUACCCCUCCCAUCUCCAUGGCUUGCCUGUCUCCCUCCAUGCAGUCCCAGCAGCAGACACAGGGUGGCACACCCGGCCCCAUGGCUCCAACUCGUGUGUGGGAGAGAGAGCCACCGCUGCUGUCGGAGCAGUACGAAACCCUCUCAGACAGCGACGACUGAGCCAGGUUACCAGCUUUCCUCAUCUGAAGGACCCCACGAGUGUCCACAUCCCUUACCAUUGCCCUUCUCUCUCUUGUUUUAAUGAAUACCACUCACUGCCACUCGAGUGAGGUUUAACUGGGAAGGAGGACGUCCUUUAGGUGCUACCUUUGUGCCCACUGGUGGUCAGGAAAGAGUAUCACAGAGGGCCGCUGGUUUUCAGGCAUGGACCUGCAGAAGCUUGGAUUUGUGGCCUGAAUGGGGAUGAGAACUACAGCAAAUCCCAAAUCAAUUGAAAUGUGGAAAGAAAUAAUGAAGAAUUUGUAAAGAGACUUAUUUGCUGAAAAUUUCUUUCUGUAAAGAAAUGUUUUGUUUUUGUUGUCUUUGAAAAGGAAAAAACCUAUAUAUGUAAAUAGAGUAACGUUUUGCAGUCUUUUUCCUUUAACUCCUUUUUUUCAGAAUUUUAACAUCCCUUUUUAAAUCCAACCCAGCUGGUCGAGCAUGACGCUGUGGAGAAUUUUUGGUCAGAAGAGCAUUGAGCUUCCCAGAUCUGAAAGUAAUGUUUAAUCAAAACGACUCCAAGCUAAAAAUCAUUUCAUUAUCUGUGGCCCUCAAAUGCAGAUAUUGUGUGCAGCAUUGUUGAUGUUUGCUGUUAGUGAUUUCUGCCCUGUUUUUCCGCUGAUGGAAACAUUUUUUUGUAAGAGAACAGGACUAAAUAAAAAGACAUCAGUUCUUUGUGAAUGAUGGCUGAUUCACAGUGAAACAUUGGACAUUAGAUGAAUGUUGCUUCUGUUUUUGGCGUCAGCAAUGGCCUGUUGCAGAACUGUUCUAGGUGUAUGGACCUGCGGUUGAAUGUCGAACAGUCCGAGAUGACUCACCAUCUUAAUUCUGUGGUUGAUAACCUGUUCUCAUAAGGCUUUCCUCAAUGGUCCUGCAAAGUUCGUCAUCCUGCCCCAGUAAGCGUGUUUCUGGAGGGAAUAUACCUGUAAAACUUUUUAAUAAUCAUAAAGGAGCACGUGUAACGUGUCAAAAUAUGUGAUUUCUACAUCCUAGACCACAAAGCUAAAAUGCCGUGAAAAAUGAGGAAGUAUCGACUUGAUACAUCUCUGCACCAUUGUUGCACUUUUCUCCUUAGUCAUUUUUGAAAAACAUAAAUCAUACUACCUGUUAUCUAAGUUAUUCAGUAUAAUGCAGAGGUCUGGAAUGCUUUCAGAUAUAUUCAUGUUUUACUCACUUCAUGCUCCAUAGAAUUUGAUCAUCUUGCUGUUUUUUCCAACCUUUUCUAACUGUUUAAGAGAGGUACCGUUAUCACAGCUGUUGCUGAGUUAUGGAGACAUUUGUUUAGAGAUAAAAAUGUCUGAAAAUUGUUAAGCUCGGUUUAAGUUCGCUGCAGAAAUUACGUUUAAUGUGACGAAAGCUGUAAUGUGGUUCCUGAUAUCUGAAGGCAUCUCUUGAUUCUGAUUUUUCCCAGUUUAUGUACUUUUGCUUCAAGUUACACCACCAUUCUGCUCAUUAUUGUAAUAUGAUGGUUUCAUUUGCUUUGAAAGUUAAGUUCAUGUUGUUUUUUGUUCACUUUUUCUCUUUAAUAUUCAGCAUCAAUGUAUUGUUCAUCCUGCUUUUGUGGGAUGUCAAGUGUUUACAGUGGCGUUGACAAAAAUGGUAAAACUUGAAUCUUAAAGAAUUAAAAUUGCUCAUCGCAUCAGUCUGUUUCACAGUACAGCUUUGCAGCGGCAACUUUUGUCCAGGUUUUUGAAUCGAGACUUAAAGACUUAAAAAGUAACUCCGAUGUUGAUACCCAAUGUUUGCUUCACUGACUCUGUCUCUUAAGUAGUGGAUGAGAAAUGUGCAGACCAAUCAAUAAAAUACAACAGAGCUCCACAUCUCUA